This is a messenger RNA of Myotis lucifugus (little brown bat), 612 nucleotides long. Its product is annotated as T-cell-interacting, activating receptor on myeloid cells protein 1-like. NCBI's taxonomy places the organism in Eukaryota, Metazoa, Chordata, Mammalia, Chiroptera, Vespertilionidae. The transcript is spliced from 5 exons. The record is from RefSeq and is a predicted model, not a curated record. The coding region runs from base 67 to 576 and encodes 169 amino acids. Gene Ontology annotation, cellular component: plasma membrane.
CCCCAGCUUUUCGAGCUUCUGUGGACGGCGCUGGUGCAGGACUCCAGGACAGGCUGACGUGACACUAUGAUCCAUAAACUGCUUCCUCUCCUCUGUCUCAGGCUGUGUGCUGGCCAAGACCUAAGAAGAGACGGAGAAUUACCUAAACCUUCCCUCCACGCCCGCCCAGGGCGUAAGGUGACUGCAGGAGAAAACGUGAUUCUGCAGUGCCAGCUGCCCAGGCCUGUGACAGAACCUCACACGUUUGCUUUACUGAAGAAAGGAACCUCAACACCCAUACAGCUCCAGAGUGCAGUAGGAAUUCAGACAGACUUCUCCCUGCCAAGUGUGACAGGCAGUGACACUGGGGCCUACAGCUGUGUGUACUACCAAACAGGGGCUCCUUUCUGGGCCUCAAGGCCCAGUGAUGAGCUCACCAUCUUGGUGACAGAUGCCCCUGGUGCCACAUCAACAGAUUACACCACGGGUAACCUCAUCCGACUGGGACUGUCUGCCCUAAUUACGGUUCUUAUGGUGGCUUUCCUGGUGGAAGCCUGGUGGAGCCAGAGGAGGUCUCCAAGUGGGUCCAGCAAUUAAAGUGCCAAUCAUUGUGGAAGAAGCAGAGCAGCAGGU